This is a messenger RNA of Drosophila innubila, 1952 nucleotides long. RefSeq names its product galectin-8. Lineage: Eukaryota; Metazoa; Arthropoda; Insecta; Diptera; Drosophilidae. The record is from RefSeq and is a predicted model, not a curated record. Bases 644 to 1834 code for a protein of 396 amino acids. The transcript is spliced from 2 exons. Gene Ontology annotation, molecular function: carbohydrate binding; galactoside binding.
AUCAAGAUGUUUGAUAAUUAAAAAUGACAUUUUGUUACUUGAAAAAAUGAAAACAGUGAUCAAAGUUUUUAAUCUGCUCCUCCUAACUAAAUAGCUAUAUAGUCCCUUGUUCCAUUUUCUGCUUUACCCAAUUAUUAAGUUCAGUAAUUUAACAAUUAUUAAACAACUUUAAAUUUUGUCUCCAUUAUUUUUCAAAUCAGUUGAAUUUCAGAUGAUUUUGUUCAUGUUGUUCGUAUAUUAUAGCACUAGCAAUCUUUCGUUAUUAACAAUAAAUUCUCGACUAAAAGCUCAGGGAAGACAAAUUUCAACUUAAUUUUGAGUAGAGGUAAAAAUACCAAUUGAAUAUAGUGUACAGAUAUAAAGUUUAGCGGUUGUAAAAAUCACAAAUAAAAUUUGUGAGGCUCUACUAAAUAAAUACUUAAUUCUAUAUUUUAAUUGAUUUGAAAAAUAGUGGAGAUAUAUUUUAAUCGAAUUACAGUUUAAAUGUGUACCAAAACAUGCCUGUGUGUAAUUUUUUUUGUUAUUUUGUUGACAUUUAGUUUAAAAUUAUUACGUUAUUAAAUCCUAUCACACCACAUAUACUAAAGUUACUGAAAAGGCUGUUGAUUGAGCAUGCAUUACAGUCGUAGACGGCUGCAAGGCAAUGAAUAUCUACAAAGGUACUCGGACCAUUGCCUUGCGGCGCGAUUUGGAUGCUAUGUCCAUGUACUAUCAGGAAAGAAGCUCCGCUGGUCAGCACACAUACUUUAAGCUGCAUGAGCCGCCAAGGACUGGGCUCAGUUUCAUAUUUCACGGUGUAAUUCUAAGCGACUGUGAACACUUUGCUAUAGAUUUUCGCAGCAGGCAGAAGGACGAAAAUAACGACGAUAGUUGUGAUAUUCUUCUGCAGAUUGGACCACGUCUUCCGCAAAAGUAUAUAGUGCGCAACUUUCGUCUAAUGGGAAAGUGGGGCCCCGAAGAAAGUUCAUCGAACUUGCCAUUUCAAUUGAAACGUGGAAAAUCUUUCUGGAUGCAGGUGCUGCUUACAAGCGAAUCAUUUUAUAUUUCGGUAAAUGGUUAUCACUUUGCAACAUAUGGUUAUCAUAUGCCAUAUAGAUGGUUGGAUUCUGUAGAUGUAUGUGGCGAUGUCUCCGAUAUUCUAAUACAUACCUUCUACGUGACGGAGUAUCCAAUUCGUGUUAUCCGUACAAUAACUCACUUUCUGUCCUUUAAUAAUCGUGAAUCUAAAGAUUAUCCUACUAUGCCUUUGGAUUGGUUACGUAUUGAUGUUCCAUCAAAAUUUCUAAGGCAUAAAAGUCUCUCUCGAACUGAAGCCCAUUUGUCGUUACCAUUCUACGGUCGUAUCGCAGAUGAUGUAAAACUGACUGAUGGUCGAGCUUUGCGCAUUGAAGGUCGAGUCCGCAUUAUGCCACACAGGUUCAGCGUGGCUUUACAGCGUGGAUUUAACAUCUGGCCUCAGCCGACUGUAUCGUUAUUAUUUAGGCCUAGUUUUAUACGAAAUAGUCGCGCCAAGGUGGGACAAGCCAUUAUUGCCAGGAGCGCUUUUAUAAAUGGUGCGUGGGUGAAUCGUGAAGUAUCUCGUACGCAUACAUAUUUGAAGCCAGGAAAAGCAUUUGUAAUUAUCAUUGCCUGUAGAAAGAAUUUCUAUGAAGUAUCUGUAAAUAACAAAUUGUUGCUGACUUACAAACAUCAGAUGAAUCCCGCUGACAUCGAUAUUGUGAACAUACGAGGGGAUGUAAAGAUCUGGAAUGUUGUCGUUGAGACUGCGAGAGUUUCACGUGGUAAAUCUGGUAUAUUAUCUUUAAUUGGCAUUAGUCGAAGUGCGAUUAAAUAAAAUAAAUAAGGACUUGCCCAAAGUAAAACAGUUGUAUUGACUUUGAAAUGUAAUGUGGUCACUAACAAUAUUUACCAAAUAACGAUAUUGAUCGCAAAGUAUAUACCACGAGUACAUA